Messenger RNA from Osmia bicornis bicornis, 2191 nucleotides. RefSeq names its product 4-galactosyl-N-acetylglucosaminide 3-alpha-L-fucosyltransferase 9-like. The record is from RefSeq and is a predicted model, not a curated record. Gene Ontology annotation, cellular component: membrane. The transcript has 6 exons. The coding region runs from base 626 to 1915 and encodes 429 amino acids. Gene Ontology annotation, molecular function: alpha-(1->3)-fucosyltransferase activity. NCBI's taxonomy places the organism in Eukaryota, Metazoa, Arthropoda, Insecta, Hymenoptera, Megachilidae.
CUCGGCGUUAUAAAUAUCGUAAAAGCGCUUGCGUUACUCUUUGAUUAUGGAGCAUGUAGUAAACCAAUCAGAACCAAUAUGCGCAAAAAUGGACGAAAAUUCGUCUUCCGAUAAUUAAUUUAACUAUCACGUUGUAAAAUCAUGUUAUUGGUUAAGAACACGAAGGGAAACGUUAGUUACAACUCGUAGCUAUAAAAGAGAAUGCGGAAAGUUCAAAAAUUUCAAAAUAUGACAAUUCUAUAGGACGUUCAUUAUUUCAAAGUUGUAUUUGAAAUUCUCGUUCACUUAAAUAUUUUUAUUUUGAAUCACUUAUACUGAUAUUUUAUUAUUGUUCAGGAUAAUGUUCGCAAUUGUUCUCUUGAGGACCGUCACACUUGGCUAACCAAGAAAAUCGAGAUCAACGAUCAGUUACAGCACACGUCAAAGUUCAGAUCAUCACAAGUACUGUUACCAGGAUUCUCCCACUAUAAAGUUCUAUUUGUUCACUAAAUUUGCAUAUGCGAUAAGGGAUUUCAAAGAGGAAAAGCGGCUUCGUGAAGAAGAAGAGGAACGUAGUCGUGACCAAGUGCCGAUAUGCUCCGGUUAACACUUGCUACGUAUUGUCGUCGAAAUAGUCGAAAGUAUAAUGUUCAGGAUAUCACGAUACAUUAGAAUAUUGUUAUUCCUAUUCCUUGGUUCUACGAUUUUUUGUGCAGUUUUCGUUACUUUCCCGAACUUCGUUGGUGGGAAAAUUAAUAAAAAAACAGGUCAAACAGAACGUCAAAAACAAACACAUAAAAUUUAUGCUACAUUAUCAAAAAAAUACAAUUUAACGAAAGGACAGAUUAGUAACACCUCUGUGCUUGGAAAAUGGCUGUUAUCACCCGAGGGAAGUUUACCACCACCGAUAAUUAAUACGAAAAAGGAGCCAUACUUAAUAUUAAUUUGGAAACAUGGAAAGUUCUUGGAACGUAGACAUAUCAAACGUUUCACUAAUAAUAAAUUUUCACCGUGGGAUGGUUGUACAGUAAACAAAUGCGUGCUAAGUUACCAAAUGAAAGAUAUAGAUACAGCUGAUGCGGUUGUAUUUCAUUUACAUUUAACGAAAGGCAUAUCAGAAUUGCCAUUUAAAACUCGACAGAACCAAAGGUGGAUCUUCCUGGCAGACGAAUCACCGAUGCAUACUUUUCUCUACGGCAAUCAACAAAUAUCAGAAUAUAAUGGCCUGUUUAACUGGUCUAUGACUUAUCGAAUGGAUAGUGAUAUACCGGUACCAUAUGGUAGGACGGUUUUGAAAUCGUUCAUCAAUUCCUCAGAUACAGGUUUUUCCGAAGAUUUUAUUCGAAAAUUAAAAACUAAACUAGUUACCGUGAUGGGUAGUAAUUGCGCAGGUACGAAUGGUCGAUGGAAAUAUGUAAAUGAGUUGAAAUCAAUUCUCGGCAAUGAUCUACAUAUAUACGGGAAAUGUUUAAACGGUAAUACAACAGCGUGUCCAGGCCAUUUUGAUAAAGACUGUUCAGCCUUGAAUGCAUAUAAAUUUUAUCUUGCUUUUGAGAAUUCAAAUUGCAAAGAAUAUAUUACGGAAAAAGUAUUCUGGCAUGGAUAUCGUAAAUUAGCAAUUCCGAUAAUAAUGGGUGCACCGAAAGAAAAUUGCGAACAACUACUACCGCCUCACUCGUUUCUUCAUAUUAGCGAUUUCGUUAAUCCAACUGCCUUAGCGAAUUAUAUUCGUUAUCUUAAUCAGCACGAUGAUAAAUAUUUGGAAUAUCAUAAAUGGCGUAAAUAUUAUAAAGUAAAUAAUGAGCACGGCUAUUUUGGUAGUAUUUCGAGGCAUUAUUGUCGCAUUUGCGAAGCUCUUCAUUAUAAUGUUCCUGCUAUUAAAGUAUACGAAGAUAUGGAGUCAUUUUGGAACAAAAAACGAGAUUGUACCAUUUAGUACAUUUGAUUUCAUAUUUUUUAAUUAAAUUGUUUAGUGUUAUACAGUUCUCACAUGUAUAAGAUAUUUAUGUACCUUGUAAAUGUUAUAAAUAAUUAUAAUUAAAAUAUUCGUCAAUUCUGUAAUAUCUGCUUGAUAAUAAUAAAAUUACUUAAUAUAUGACGUAAUGUCGUUUAAACUAAAAUGUACAUGAGUACAUUUGCAUACGAAAUGCAUGGGAAAUGCAUGUACAUAUUUUUUAAGAAUAAAUUUUAUUAAAAAAUUUUAUUUUAUAAA